AUGUCGAACGGAAUGAGUCCUUCACUGCCCAAGACCCAGGUAGAAUGGCGUAAAGCGCUCGACGAGCUACCCUCCACUCCCAAUGACAUCCCGGCAUUUUUUUUCGGCCAUGGCUCGCCCAUGCUGGCGUUCCCCGAGUCGGGUGUCCAGGAAAGCAAUCCAAUACUGAGCCAUAUGGGACCCAAAGGCCCGCUUGCGACAUUCCUGAGAGAUUUUGGACCUGCCCUGAUGGAGAAAUACAAGCCCAAGGGUAUUGUUGUUUUCAGUGCUCAUUGGGAGACAGUGGGGGAACGUGCCGUCACUGAUUAUGGCGAUUUAAACCCUUUACUAAUGGAUUAUUUUGGUUUUCAACCUUCAAUGUAUGAAUUGAAGUUUAUUUCUCGAGGAGAUUCAGCGUUGUCCCAGCGAGUUGUACAAAUUUAUAAAGAGGCUGGCCAUCAAGCUCGCACGACCUCCGUGAAGGAGGCACGGGGGCAAGAUGGGAGAGGCUUCUCUGGACCUGGGCUUGACCAUGGGGUUUUCAUCCCAUUUAGACUCAUGUUUGGCAACGAGUUUUUGGACAUACCUAUUGUGCAAGUGUCAAUUGACGGGUCACUAAAUCCCGAAAAGAAUUGGGAAAUUGGUAAGGUGGUCGCUGCGCUGAGACAGGAAGGCAUUUUGGUGUUAUCGGGUGGUUUGAUGAUCCAUAACUUGCGUGAUUUGACAUGCUUUUCAGAGGGAACCGCAGGGCCGGCUUUUCGUGACUUUGACAAGGCGGUUCUUGAUGCCAUCGCUGUAAUGGACCCGGAGGCUAGAAAGGAAGCCUUGUACAAUCUCACACGCCAUGCAGGCUUCCGCGCGGCUCAUCCUCGCGCGGAACAUUUCGUUCCACUGUAUGUCGCUGCUGGCGCUGGAGGAGAAAGAGUGAAGGUGUUAUCCGCCAUUUAUGGCUCCCCUACUUUUGCGUUUGUGACAAUGGAACGUUCUGUAUUACCUCCUUCCCGCUCUGCUUCUCUACCCAUACCCCGCCCGAAGAUUGGAACAGUAGCUUUGAGCUUCGUCGCUCCAUCGUGCAAUUCAGGCUUCGUAGGCGGCCCCAUUACUCCUCCGCUAUCUCCUGGAAAUAGUGAAGACGGAGAACCAACAAUUGUUAUCGAUACGGAACUUCGCUACAGUCGUGAUAGUGAUACCUACGCUCAAGGCAGACCAGAUCGGACUGGCGGUCAAUAUAGUCAGGACGAGCUGGUAGAGAGAUCCGAACAAGCUAUGGAUGUUGAUCCAAGGCCGCCAUCAAGCUCUCCUAGACCUCCGUUGAGGCAUUUAGAAGACGAAGAGUGCCACCUUGAAAGGGGCACACUAAAGCUAACUGAUUUUGAAGUGAAGGGUACUCUAGGGACAGGUACUUUCGGACGGGUCCUUCUUGUACGGCCGCGCAACCCAUUAGCUCCCAACACACAAAACUGCUUCGCGCUGAAAAUUCUUCGCAAGAGCGAGAUUGUUCGGUUACGGCAGGUCGAACAUGUCAACGCAGAGCGUUACAUUCUGUCGCGCGUUUGCCAUCCCUUCGUUGUUGAUCUUUACGCGACAUUCCAGGAUAGCCUCAACAUUUAUAUGCUGCUAUCUUAUGUUCCUGGCGGGGAGCUUUUCACGCACUUGCGCAGAGCGCGGCGCUUCACCCCAGACGUCACCCGGUUCUAUCUUGCAACAAUCAUUCUCGCACUGAAAUACCUUCAUUCAUUCAACAUUAUCUACCGAGACCUGAAGCCGGAAAAUCUGCUGCUCGAUUCCCGAGGCUACCUCCGCUUGACGGACUUUGGGUUCGCAAAAAUCGUGGACGACCGUACUUGGACAUUGUGUGGGACACCGGAAUACUUGGCUCCCGAGAUCAUACAGUCAGACGGGCAUGGAAAAGCUGCCGAUUGGUGGGCUUGUGGAAUUCUUUGUUAUGAGAUGGUAGUUGGGUAUCCCCCCUUCUUCGAUGAAACGGCAUAUGGGAUAUAUGAAAAGAUUCUCAAAGGCAAAAUUCGAUGGCCUUCGGAGAUCGACCCAUUGACAAAAGACAUAAUUCAGGCAUUCCUGCAUCCAGACCGUUCCAAGCGGCUGGGAAAUCUCAUCGGUGGCCCGCAAGAUGUCCUGGAACAUCCGUGGUUCCGUGGUGUUGAUUGGGAUGCAUUGGAGCGGCGAGAAAUUAGGGCCCCUAUAAUUCCUCAUGUUACCUCACUGGAUGAUACUCGCCACUUCUCGCACCUGCCGCUUCCUCCGGCGGCAGAGAUUCCUGGGUUAAUCAAAGAGGAGGAGCCGCCUGCUCUUCAGCAACGGUUCGACCCUACUGCAUAUCAAUUCAUGGAAUUCUAA
This is a messenger RNA of Fibroporia radiculosa, 2334 nucleotides long. RefSeq lists its product as uncharacterized. Gene Ontology annotation, biological process: peptidyl-serine phosphorylation. The record is from RefSeq and is a predicted model, not a curated record. The transcript is spliced from 8 exons. Gene Ontology annotation, molecular function: cAMP-dependent protein kinase activity; oxidoreductase activity, acting on single donors with incorporation of molecular oxygen; ferrous iron binding. Bases 1 to 2334 code for a protein of 777 amino acids. NCBI's taxonomy places the organism in Eukaryota, Fungi, Basidiomycota, Agaricomycetes, Polyporales, Fibroporiaceae. Gene Ontology annotation, cellular component: cAMP-dependent protein kinase complex; nucleus.